Chroicocephalus ridibundus (black-headed gull) is the source of this 5430-nucleotide messenger RNA. RefSeq names its product intraflagellar transport 140 (gene IFT140). The coding region runs from base 808 to 5316 and encodes 1502 amino acids. Gene Ontology annotation, biological process: intraciliary retrograde transport. Lineage: Eukaryota; Metazoa; Chordata; Aves; Charadriiformes; Laridae. Gene Ontology annotation, cellular component: ciliary basal body; axoneme; intraciliary transport particle A. Gene Ontology annotation, molecular function: protein binding. The transcript is spliced from 32 exons. The record is from RefSeq and is a predicted model, not a curated record.
GAGCUCUGGGCUGUAUAAUCACACAGGGUUAUAAUAGGCGUUUACAUUUCACCAAGCCUCAGCUGGGUUGCCCGGUUGCGGUGGGUGUUUAAUGCGUGUUCGGGGGCCUGAGGUGCGGGUGAUGGCGUCUAGAUUCCCAGGCGGACGGCGAGUGGCAUGGUCCGUCACCCCCGUUAGCGCAGGACCCUCGCGGGUCCCUUCACGGGGCGCUGAGCUCGGCUGGAGGCCGCCUGGGGUCUCGCCAGCCGCAGCCCCGCGGGUGGAUGUCCCAGCGCGGCGGUGGCUCCCUGCCCGCGGCGGGCCGGACGGGGAAGGGGCAGCCCUCCCUCUGUACUCUACCCCGGGGCAGCGGCGCCUUCAGUUCCCUCCCGGACCCGGCUUCCCGGCACCGUUCGGGGGCGAAAGAGCCCCGAGGAGGGGGGCGGGCAGGGCACUCGCCGCCGUCCCGGCGGGGUCCUCCCGCGCUCGGCUCUCUCCGGCGGCGCCCGCGGGCCGCUUCGGUUGUUUCCGUUACUCUUCGGCUGCGGGUCGGGAGUUUCCGCGCUGGGGCUCUCCCGUUGUCAGGGGUAACGCAAAGCCUCUCGGAGCGAGCGCGGCCUGCGCUGCCUUGCCGGGGCCGCGCUGCGGGUUUUUUGGAAGAGGCAUCUGUCAAAGCUACAGAGUGUAAAUAAAUGAGCUUGAAGCAACAGUAAAUAUGUGAAUAAUGAAUUCCCAAGAUUACACCAAGCAACUGAAUGUUGGUUUAGUGAUUUUUCCACAACUGAGUAAUCCACUUAUAUAAGUUUGCAGUCUGUGACAGCUUCUGUCAUGGCUGUGUACGUGGAUCAUCGGACGGAAGCUCCUGACUCAGUUGCCUCCCCUUCUCAUAUAGCAUGGCACCCACUUCAUCCGCUCCUGGCAGUUGCUUCCAUCAGCACAGCAUCUGGGGGCUGUGUGGAUAUCUACCUGGAACAGGGAGAACAUGUGUCUGAUGCACAUGUUGAGAGAAGCUUUCAGGUCACAUCGCUUUCCUGGCACCCUUCCCGACCCAUUCUUGCAGCAGGUUGGGAGACGGGAGAAGUUGUGAUACUUAAUAAACAAGACAAGGAGCACCACGCUGUACCACCAAGUCAUGACGCCAAAAUUACGGUCCUAAACUGGAGUACAGAUGGUACCCGCCUUGUGUCUGGCGAUAGGCAUGGUGUCUUGGUUCUGUGGCGAAUGGACCAGCGAGGCAGAGUGCAGGGUCCUGCCCUGCUGAAACAAGAGUAUGGAAAAUGUCUGUCCCACUGUGUCUUUCGACCACCCCCUCCUGGCGAGGACCUUGUACAGCUGGCAAAAGCAGCUGUGGGUGGUGAUGAGAAGGCCUUGGAUAUGUUUAACUGGAGAAAAGCUGGAACAGGAGCACCUCUGAAAAUGGGACUCCAGGAAGGACUGUCCUUCUUCAUCACUUUGACAGAUGGUUCUGUGCAUUAUGUGAAUGAGAAAGGAAAGACGAGGCGUGUGUUGUCCACAGACAGUCUGGUCCAAAAGCUUCUCUUCAUGGAGGAAAGAGAUGUUUUAGUUGUUAUAACAGAGAACCUGCAGCUGUCCUUGCAUGCAAUUACUCUUGAGGGAGAGGCAGAAGAGCUCAUGAAGGUGAAGUUGAGUGGGAAGAUAGGUCAUUCUGCAGACAUCAUUUUAAUAGACCGUAGCCUUGUUGUUACAGCCCUAGGUGAGACGGUCAUCAGGUUCUGGGAUUUGGACCGAGGCGAGAACUAUGUGCUCUCCCCAGAUGUGCAAUUUGGCUUUGAGGGAGGAGAAUGUAUUAACUGUGUUUCUUACUGCAGUGCGAAAGGUCUCUUGGCAGCUGGUACUAACAAAGGGAGAAUAGCUAUGUGGAGGAAAGCAGCAGGAUCCCAUCAGAGCGUAAGGGCUUUGGAGGGCAAGGAGAAGUGGAAGCUCCAGGCACCUACAGAACUUGAAGGAAACAUCACUCAGAUAAAGUGGGGCUCCCGAAAAAACCUGCUGGCAGUGAACAACAUCAGCUCUGUGAUGAUCCUCAGUGAGCAGGCCAUGUUGUCUCAUUUUCAUCAGCAAGUGGCUGUUGUACAGGUGUCUCCCAACCUCUUUAAUGUGACCACCUUCAGCACAGGAACCACACACAGCCUUUGUGUUGAUAUGAAUGUUAAUGGAGUCUUCACUACUAAGGAUGCUGUAGUAUUCUGGAACGGGAAGCAAGUUACUGUCUUUGAGUGCUCAGGAGAUACCUUCAGGAAUGCAGGCUCUUUUCUUUGUGACUCUCCAGUUCUGGCGGUGCAUGGAGAAAAUCUGUACGCAGUUGAGCCGUAUCGGGUCCAGGUCCGCACUUGGCAGGGCACAGUUAAACAGCUGCUGGUGUUCUCUGAAGCAGAGGGGAAUCCGUGCCUCUUGGACGUCUGCGGAAAUUUCCUGGCUGUGGGAACUGAUUUGGCUCACUUUAAAAUCUUUGAUCUCUCUCGCAGAGAGGCAAAAGUGCACUGCAAUAGCAAGAAUUUCUCUGAGCUGUUUCCUGGCCUUGGAGGCAUUGCGUCUGUCAAGUGCAAUGCUAAUGGCGAUAAAGUCAGCAUCCUCAUUAGCAAGGCAGAUGGGAACAUUGAUUCCAAGAUCUGUUUCUAUGAUGUUGAAAUGGACAAAGUUACGCUCUUUGAUUUCAAGGCUGAACAGGGAAGUGGGAGAGAGAAGCUUUCUUCUGGACAAGGCAUUGAAAAGUCUGUUGUAGAGUAUCCAGAGUUGCACAGUCACAUCCCUGCUUGCCAUUUCUGGGACCAGAGCGAACCAAGACUUUUUGUAUGUGAGGCAAUUCUUGAAACAUGCCUGCAGUCUCCAGACCAGAAGAAAAACCAAACUGAGAGCACAACAGAUGAUUGGAUUAUCUCAUUUUUCAAUACUGAAGAGCACGGCCUUUUGCUUCACGACAGCUUUCCAUUACCUUCAUCCUACCAGGUUCUUCUGGGCAUAGAGGUGCCACAUUAUUAUUUUGCAAAAAAGCCAGGAGAAGCCGGGAUAGGACAAGCAGAGCCUGACUCAAUAAAGGUCCCUCAGAUGGUUGCGAGAAGGCCCAUGAGAGACUUCAUUGGAUUAGGAGACUGUGAUAAGACUACCCAGGAUGCCAUACUGAACUUCAGCUUCUAUCUGACUGCAGGAGACAUGGAUGAGGCCUUCAAAUCCAUCAGGCUGAUAAAAAGUGGUCUUCUUGUACCCCAGCCAAGAAUUGAGAUGGAACGUUUAUCAGCAAGUCUGGUCUCUAAACGACUGGGCAAACACAUUCAGUUCACUUUUCUGUGCCAGCCUGGGCCUUCUCCUUCAGGGGUUCCUCUUUCUUUGAGAAGCGAGGCUGUCUGGGAGAACAUGGCUCGCAUGUGCGUGAAGACUCAGAGGCUCGACGUUGCCAAAAUUUGCCUUGGAAAAAUGGGUCACGCGAGAGGAGCCAGGGCGCUGAGGGAGGCUGAACAAGAACCGGAGCAGGAGGCCAGAGUGGCCAUGCUGGCCAUUCAGCUGGGCAUGCUGGAGGACGCGGAGCGGCUGUACAAGGCUUGCAAACGCUACAACCUCCUGAACAAGUUCUAUCAAGCCUCAAACCAGUGGCAGAAAGCCAUCGAAACAGCUGAAGCUCACGAUCGGGUUCACCUACGCACCACGUACUACAACUACGCGAAGCACCUGGAGGCAACCGGAGAGCACAGCCUUGCGCUCACCCACUACGAGAAGUCAGACACGCAUAGGUUCGAGGUACCUCGAAUGCUCUCUGAAGACUUACAAGCCCUGGAGAACUACGUCAACAAGACGAAAGACAAGAGCCUGUGGAAGUGGUGGGCACAGUAUCUGGAGAGCCAAUCAGAUAUGGAAUCUGCGCUGAAAUACUAUGCGCUGGCUCAGGAUUAUUUUUCCCUCGUCCGUAUAUACUGCUUUCAGGGCAACAUUCAGAAGGCUGCUGAAAUAGCAAAUGAAACGGGGAAUUGGGCAGCAUCGUAUCACUUGGCGCGCCAGUAUGAAAGUCAGGAUGAAAUCAAGCAGGCUGUUCAUUUCUACACCAGGGCCCGGGCAUUUAACAAUGCCAUCCGCUUGUGUAAGGAGAACAAUCUCGAUGAUCAGCUGAUGAACCUGGCUCUUCUGAGCUCUCCUGAAGACAUGAUAGAGGCAGCCUGCUAUUAUGAGGAAAAGGGGGAGCAAAUGGACAGAGCCGUCAUGUUAUACCACAAGGCAGGACACUUCUCCAAAGCACUGGAGCUAGCCUUUGCCACGCAGCAGUUUGGGGCCCUGCAGCUAAUUGCUGAGGACCUGGAUGAGAAAUCAGACCCAGCCCUGCUAGCCCGCUGUUCGGAUUUUUUUAUUGAACACGCUCAGUAUGAGAAGGCAAUGGAGUUGCUGCUGACAGCCAAAAAGUACCACGAAGCUCUGCAACUUUGCCUGAAGCAGAACCUGACCAUCACAGAGGAGAUGGCUGAGAAGAUGACCGUCUCGAAGGGCUCCAAGGACUUCUCUGAGGAGUCCCGGAAGGAGCUGUUGGAGCAAAUUGCUGAUUGCUGCAUGAGACAAGGCAAUUACCACAUGGCGACCAAGAAAUACACGCAAGCAGGGAACAAGCUACAGGCGAUGAAGGCACUGCUGAAAUCUGGAGAUACCGAGAAAAUCGUCUUCUUUGCCGGAGUUUCCGGACAAAGGGAGAUUUAUAUCAUGGCAGCCAACUAUCUACAAUCCCUGGAUUGGCGUAAGGACCCCGAGAUUAUGAAGAACAUCAUUAGCUUCUAUACCAAAGGAAGGGCCCUUGACCUGUUGGCGGGUUUCUACGAGGCGUGUGCUCAGGUAGAAAUUGAUGAGUAUCAGAGCUAUGAGAAGGCACAAGGGGCGCUGACAGAAGCAUAUAAGUGCCUUUCAAAAGCAAAGACGAGAAGCCCCCUGGAACAGGAAAGCAAACUCGCCCAUUUGCAAAGCAAGAUCACCCUGAUUAAGCGAUUCGUCCACGCUCGGAGAGUUUACUCUGAAGAUCCCAAAGAAGCAGUCAGACAGUGUGAACUUCUCCUAGCUGAACAAGAUUUUGACAAUGCCAUCCGCCAUGGCGACAUCCUGGGACUUCUGGUUGAACAUUACGUACAAGCAGAGGAAUUCCGUAUGGCUUACCGGUACCUGGAAGAGAUGCAGAAAAGAAUUCCACCCGCCAACCUGAGCUACUACGUGACUCAGCAGACCAUCGAGGCAGUUCACCGAGGAGCGGGCGUUCCCCUAAGCCGAAGCCUGGUUUCAGAGCAGCUUCGCCAUGGCAGCGUGGAGAACAAGGAGGAGGAGGAGGAAGUGGCUGAUGAAGUGGAGGACCCCUGACGACUUACACUUACCAAAUGCCAAGCUGACUUUAAUACUAGGUCAUUUAUUCUGUCCUCGUCAGGGAUCACGUAUCGGUCAAUACACUGCCGCAACAAGGCUUUUUGGUUAUUA